Amborella trichopoda is the source of this 2176-nucleotide messenger RNA. Its product is annotated as lysine histidine transporter 2. NCBI's taxonomy places the organism in Eukaryota, Viridiplantae, Streptophyta, Magnoliopsida, Amborellales, Amborellaceae. The record is from RefSeq and is a predicted model, not a curated record.
AAUCCAUGAUCAUUUCAUGGACGCUGGUCUUUUUGGCGAAAUCUCCCCAUCCAUGACCACAAACCGUUAAAGAUCUUGAAUUUCCAUGUGAUUCCAUCUCUCCUGUUUGCAUUCCAGCCAGCAUUCCGGCUAUUUUUGGCUAGAAUCCGGGGGGAUUUGGUUGGAAUCUGUAUGAAAAACAAACCCAUUGUACACACUACUCAGAGACCUCAAACCUUGAAGAUUCCGGUUAAUCGAAAGUUGGGGGUGAAAACCGGGGAUCUUGAGGCGAGUCGAACUAUGUGAUUCCUUCUUUUGUACAGAGAGGGUGUAAACAGGUUGGACGUUUCUCUAUCCCAUGCGGCUGUCCGCCCCCUUCAAAAUACACAGCGGAUUCCCCAAUUGUACACCUUCCUGUUUAACAUUGCGAGGCUCAUUUCCCUCUUAUCAAAGGACAGUUUACCCCGGUGAACAAGCCCUUGAAGCAGAUUAUCAACUACUUCCACAACGAUGGGAACUCAGGCUUUUGAUGAUCAGUCGUACUUUCCCAAGGAGAACGAUGUAUCCUUGGAGAAGCAGAAGGCCGUGGACGAUUGGCUUCCGAUCACCUCGUCUCGCAAUGCGAAGUGGUGGUACUCUGCCUUCCACAAUGUCACAGCCAUGGUCGGCGCUGGAGUCCUCAGCUUGCCCUUUGCCAUGGCCGAGCUUGGAUGGGGUCCUGGUGUUGCAAUUCUCGUCAUCUCAUGGAUUAUAACACUAUACACCCUCUGGCAAAUGGUUGAGAUGCAUGAGAUGGUCCCCGGAAAGAGGUUUGAUCGAUACCAUGAAUUGGGGCAACAUGCUUUUGGAGAAAAGCUCGGCCUCUGGAUUGUGGUGCCACAACAACUGAUUGUGGAAGUCGGGGUCGACAUAGUUUACAUGGUCACAGGGGGAAAAUCCCUGAAAAAAUUCCAUGAUACAGUGUGCCCUGGAUGCAAACCUAUAAAGCUCACCUAUUUCAUCCUCAUCUUUUCCUCUGUUCACUUCGUUCUCGCUCAGUUACCUAACUUCAAUUCCAUCUCUGGGGUCUCUUUGGCUGCAGCAGUCAUGUCUCUAAGUUACUCAACAAUAGCUUGGGUUGGAUCCCUUGAUAAAGGGAAGCAACCAGAUGUAGACUAUAGUUACAGGGCUUCAUCAACUUCUUCUGCAGUAUUUAACUUCUUCAGUGCACUUGGAGAGGUCGCCUUCGCGUAUGCAGGUCACAAUGUGGUUUUAGAGAUUCAAGCAACAAUCCCUUCAUCACCUGAGAAGCCAUCAAAGAAACCCAUGUGGAAGGGUUGUGUCGUUGCUUACAUUGUUGUGGCCCUUUGCUAUUUCCCUGUCUCUCUAAUUGGUUAUUGGGCCUUUGGAAAUAAAGUCGAAGAAAACAUUCUCCUUAGCUUGAAUAAACCACGGUGGCUAAUUGCAGCUGCUAACAUGUUUGUGGUUGUCCAUGUUAUUGGAAGCUACCAGAUUUAUGCAAUGCCUGUGUUUGACAUGCUUGAAACUGUGCUGGUAAAAAAGCUUAAGUAUACUCCCAGCAUAGUGCUACGGUUAAUUACUCGCAGCAGUUAUGUUGCAUUCACAUGCUUUGUUGCUAUAAGCCUUCCUUUCUUUGGUGGACUUCUUGGGUUCUUUGGCGGAUUUGCUUUUGCCCCAACAACAUAUUUUCUUCCAUGCGUAAUGUGGCUUGCUGUCUACAAGCCGAAAAGGUUCAGCUUCUCUUGGAUAGCAAACUGGUUCUGCAUCAUCCUUGGUGUAUUACUCAUGAUCGUUGCUCCUAUUGGUGCACUAAGGCAGAUUAUCCUUAACGCUAAGGGCUACAACUUCUACUCAUGAUUAAUGUGAAUUUCCUUCUUAUGAGGAACCUCUACAUGACGAUGGGCACAAUGGUUUUACAGUUAAACAUGUCUGCAGUUUUUUUAAUCCUCUUGCACUGUGUGUGUUUAUUUGGCUGGUUUGUGCAUCGGUCUAUAUUUGGCUGGUUUGUGCAUCUGUCUCUUUCUAUAAUGUCAAAAGCAAGGAAUGAUACAAUGACAUUUAGUUGUGGGAUAGAGAAUCGCAAUCUUUCUUUCCUUCCUUUCUGUUUACAUGAAGUUUCAGAUCAUACAGUCAUACACAUUGGGCUCAUCCUUAUGAAUAUUAAUAAUAUUAUGGGCCACACAUGGCAUAUUAUUCA